Suillus plorans is the source of this 318-nucleotide messenger RNA. RefSeq lists its product as uncharacterized. The record is from RefSeq and is a predicted model, not a curated record. The transcript has 2 exons. The coding region runs from base 1 to 318 and encodes 105 amino acids. NCBI's taxonomy places the organism in Eukaryota, Fungi, Basidiomycota, Agaricomycetes, Boletales, Suillaceae.
AUGAACCAUUUUGCAGGUUACGACGCCUCUGUAGAUGUUCACGACACAACGACAGGUGUCCACCCUCCCAUGUUACCUCCUCAACAUGUGGUUCCACAACGAUGUCCUUCCCCGGAUUCACUACUAUCAGACCCUAAUGACAGCGGUAUUCUCGCACCCCCAGAUGCAGACCAUCUAGAUGACGAAGACACCGGGCUGAGCACAGAAACCGUCGCACGGCUCAAAUUCCCACUGCAGUUCACGCUUUCGCUUGAGGGGAUUACCACUGCCGCCGUCAAGCUCUACCUUCCACAUUCAGCUUCAGAUAAGGAUGCGUAA